Nothoprocta perdicaria is the source of this 3388-nucleotide messenger RNA. RefSeq names its product DENN domain containing 1A (gene DENND1A). Gene Ontology annotation, biological process: endocytosis; endocytic recycling. Bases 40 to 3297 code for a protein of 1085 amino acids. The record is from RefSeq and is a predicted model, not a curated record. Gene Ontology annotation, cellular component: cytosol; clathrin-coated vesicle. The transcript is spliced from 23 exons. Gene Ontology annotation, molecular function: phosphatidylinositol phosphate binding; guanyl-nucleotide exchange factor activity. Lineage: Eukaryota; Metazoa; Chordata; Aves; Tinamiformes; Tinamidae.
CUCCUCCCCGGCCCGGGCCUAUGCGGCCCCCCAGAGACCAUGGGAUCCCGGAUCAAACAAAAUCCAGAAACUACCUUUGAAGUUUAUGCUGAAGUAACCUGUUCAGGAACCGGUUGUACUGGAAAAGAUCCUGAGGUGCGGAGGCAAUUCCCAGAGGACUACAGUGACCAGGAAGUUCUGCAGACUUUGACCAAGUUUUGUUUCCCCUUCUACGUGGACAGCCAUGCAGUUAGCCAAGUUGGCCAGAACUUCACAUUUGUGCUUACAGACAUUGACAGCAAACAGAGGUUUGGAUUCUGCCGCUUAUCUUCUGGGACCAAGAGCUGCUUCUGUAUCUUAAGUUACCUCCCAUGGUUUGAAGUGUUCUACAAGCUGCUCAAUGUCUUGGCAGAUUAUUCAGCAAAGGGACAGGAUAGUCAAAGGAACGAGCUCCUAGAAACACUUCAUAAACUUAACAUCCCUGAGCCAGGAUCCUCUGUUCAUCUUGGACUGCACUCUUACUUUACUGUGCCUGACAUCAGAGAACUUCCUAGUAUACCUGAAAAUAGAAAUCUAACAGAGUAUUUUGUAGCAGUUGAUGUCAACAACAUGCUGCAUCUCUAUGCCAGUAUGCUGUACGAACGCCGCAUCCUCAUUUGUUGUAGUAAGCUGAGCACUUUAACUGCCUGCAUUCAUGGGUCUGCAGCUAUGCUCUACCCGAUGUUCUGGCAACAUGUUUACAUUCCUGUUCUGCCCCCGCAUCUAUUGGACUACUGCUGUGCCCCAAUGCCCUACCUCAUUGGAAUACAUUUAAGUUUGAUGGAGAAAGUGAGAAACAUGGCCCUGGAAGAUGUGGUGAUUCUCAAUGUAGAUACCAACACACUGGAAACCCCUUUUGAUGAUCUUCAGAGCCUUCCCAAUGAUGUGGUUUCUGCACUGAAGAACAGGUUGAAGAAAGUCUCUACAACUACUGGAGAUGGUGUUGCAAGAGCUUUCCUAAAAGCACAAGCAUCUUUUUUCGGGAGCUACAGAAAUGCACUGAAAAUUGAACCUGGUGAGCCCAUCACCUUCUGCGAGGAGGCYUUCGUGUCCCACCGCUCCGCCGUCACGCGGCAGUUCCUGCAGAACGCCAUCCAGCUGCAGCUCUUCAAGCAGUUCAUCGAUGGCCGCCUGGAUCUUCUUAACUCUGGAGAGGGCUUCAGUGAUGUUUUCGAAGAAGAGAUAAAUAUGGGAGAAUAUGGUGGCAGUGACAAGUUGUACCUCCAGUGGCUCUCCACAGUAAGGAAAGGAAGCGGAGCCAUUCUAAAUACAGUAAAGACCAAGGCUAACCCUGCCAUGAAGACUGUCUAUAAAUUUGCAAAAGAUCAUGCAAAAAUGGGAAUAAAAGAAGUGAAAAACCGCUUGAAGCAAAAGGACAUCACAGAGAACGGCUGCUCUGCGGUGCCCGAAGAGGCUCUGCCCCGGCCAGCACCCUCUCCUGCGGUUGAAAAGAAGGACCCCAGGUUAAGGGAAGAUAGAAGACCCAUCACAGUGCACUUUGGACAGGUCCGGCCUCCAAGACCUCAUGUUGUGAAGAGACCCAAGAGCAAUAUUGCUGUGGAAGGGCGAAGGACUUCGGUUUCGAGUCCCGAACACCUGGUAAAGCCCAUGCGACACUAUACGGUCUUCCUCUCUGAGGACUCUUCUGAUGAUGAAUUUCGGCAGGAAGAGGAUUCUGUCUGUGGCUUCUCUGAAAACUUUUUCUUCUCUGCUCCUUUCGAAUGGCCGCAGCCCUACCGGGCCCUCAAGGAGUCGGACAGCGYCGAUGGUGAAGAGGCCGCCAGCCCGGAGAGGGGCCGGGAGGCCCGGGGGCCAAGCCCGCUACCCGCGCCCAGGGCCGCCGGCGUCAGCCUGCUCGAGGACAUUUUCCCCGGCUUGGACAUGGAGACGCAGCCGCAGCCUCUCAGCCAAGCCAAGAGCCUGGAGGACCUGCGGACCCCCAAGGAAGAGGGAGACGAGCGGUGCACGUUCGACUACCAGAGGAUGGACCUAGGCGUGUCUGAGAGGAACAGGAUUGUGCCAAGCAUGAAGCUGUCCCACCCCUACAACAAACUAUGGAGCAUGGGUCAUGACGACAUGGCCAUUCCCACCAAGUAUUCCCAAGGCUCGCCAGAAAGGCCCCUGGCGGCGCUGGGGAACGCGGCACCCAGCACCCGGAGGCUGCGCAGCAGGGACACGGCGCUGGCCCCCGCCGACAGGGACGACUCGAGCCCCGCUCCGCAAGGGAACAUCACGAUCCCACGGCCGCAGGGGAGGAAGACUCCUGAGCUGGGGAUAGUCCCACCGCCACCAGCGCCCCGGGCUUCCAAGCAUCAGGCGGCAGCGGCCACAGAAAUUCUCACGCACACUGCAGGCCGCAGCCCUUUGGUCCCAGAUCUUAUCCCAGAGCCCUUUGGACUUGCUAGUGUGUCCCGGGACCCUGAAAUCCAGCAGCCUGUAAGUUACUCCUCUCAUCCAUCGCAGCUGCUGUCCCGUGCUCCCAGCGCUGCUGAGAUGCUCCAGCCUGUCAAGGUGAAGGCAGAUAAUGCAGGCCAUGAGAGCGACUACCUUCUUAGCCUGCUGGAUCCGCUAAAAACAGGCAGCUGGCAAAGCACGAGCCCGCAGGGGCCACCCGGCCUGCAGAGCUCGGUGGCGGGAGGCUUCGCCACGGUGCCCGCUGACUUGGUGCCUCCUGCAGCUGCCCCGUUCACCCAGCCGCUCGGCUUCCCCUCCCCGGCACCCCCCGUGCUGCGCCCGGCCCCGAACCCCUUUACACAGACGGUGCCGGGAGCCCUCUCGGCGUCCCUAGUGAGACCCCCCCGGGGCUCGUUCGCCCCCUCCCUGGGUCACGCCUAUAGCGCAAGCUUUAUAGCCCCUAAUUCUGGUUUCUACCAACCACAGAGACCUCAGCCAAAUAUUUCAACUCUGUCCAUGCCCAACCUGUUCAGCCAAGCUCCGGCUGUGCCACCAGCCAGCUCCUUGUUGCUGCAGAGCCACAGCCUUUCUCCAACGAGCUCUCUCCAGCCAACGUGUCUAAGUGGCCCUGCCCAAACCAGAACGUUGCCAGUGGGACAGUCRAGUUCAAAGGUAGAUACCAAGCAAGCGGUAGCUCUCCUCUCUAAUGAACCUCCUUUGAUCCCUUCCAGGCCAGCUAAGGGCUUAGAGUCAGUGUUAAAACCCUCCAAAUCUGAGGAGACAAGAGAUCCAUUUGAAGAGUUGUUAAAAAAGACAAAGCAGGAGGUGUCAUCCACACCAGGUAAGGUUGAACAGCUCAGAAAGCGAUGGGAAACCUUUGAGUAAGACUCCCAAUGGCCUUUUGUCGUGCCUUGGGAAUCGACAGGGUUUUUGUUUUAUUUUGUGUUUUGCUCCAGCAUAAAACCAGGUGUGUUUU